AUGGACGGAAGUGACGCCAUCCCCGGAAGUCGUGCCUCAUAAGGCCAGACUUCUUCCUGUGAAAACUCAUACCGCGAAAAAACGGUUAACCCUUAGGGUUAGCUUCACACCCGCUACUACGGUUGCUUCCCUGGAAUUUUGGAGCGUCUGCCUGCCUCCCUGUGCAGAAUCAACCCAGCAGCUGCACUCUUAGCUUCCCACACCUUCCAUUAUAGUGGAUUUCGGGUCACCUCGCAAAAUGGCAGAUUGCGCGGCGCUUCAGUUUGUCAGCCCUUACGCUUUCGAAGCCAUGCAGAAAGUGGACGUUGUGCGUUUAGCCGCCCUGAGCGACCCGGAGCUCCGAAUGUUGCUGCCUUGCUUGGUGCGGAUGGCCUUGUGCGCGCCGGCGGAUCAGAGCCAGAGCUGGGCUCAGGACAAAAAGUUGAUCCUCCGCCUCCUUUCGGGAGUGGAAGCUGUCAACUCCAUCGUGGCCUUGCUGUCCGUGGACUUUCACGCUUUGGAACAGGAUGCCAAUAAAGAACAACAGCUGAGGCAUAAAAUUGGCGGAGGUACCAGCGAGAGCAUCUUGGUGUCUCAGCUGCAACACGGUCUGACUUUGGAGUUCGAGCACAGCGAUUCCCCUCGGCGGCUCCGUCUUGUGCUUAGCGAAUUGCUGGCGAUCAUGAACAAGGUGGCGGACUCCAACGGCGAGUUCUUUUUCAAAUCGCCGGAGCUGUUUGAGAGCCCUGUCUAUUUGGAUGAAGCGGCCGACGUUCUCUGUAUCCUGCAAGCAGAGCUCCCUUCGCUGCUGCCUAUUGUGGAUGUGGCUGAAGCCUUGCUGCACGUGAAGAACGGGGCGUGGUUCCUCUGCCUCUUAGUGGCCAACGUUCCCGAUAGCUUCAAUGAAGUGUGUCGGGGCUUGAUCAAAAAUGGCGAGCGUCAAGACGAGGAAAGCUUUGGUGGCCGCCGCAGGACCGAGGCGCUCCGCCACCUUUGCAGGAUGAACCCCUCUCAGGCGCUGAGAGUCCGCGGGAUGGUGGUGGAGGAGUGUCAUCUUCCGGGACUCGGUGUGGCCUUGACUUUGGAUCACACGAAGGCCGAGUCUUCGGAGGACGGCGUCAGCGACCUGGUGUGCUUCGUGAGCGGCCUGUUGCUCGGAACCAACGCAAAAGUCCGGACGUGGUUUGGGACUUUCAUCCGGAACGGUCAACAGAGGAAGCGGGAGAACCUGGGCUCCGUGCUCUGGCAAAUGAGGAGGCAGCUGCUCCUGGAACUGAUGGUGAUCCUGCCCACUGUCCGUAGCAUGCACAUCCGGGAAGACGCGGACACGGAGCCCAACGUCUCGGUGUACUCCGGGCUGAAGGAGGAGCACGUGGUCAAGGCCAGCGCCCUCCUGCGCCUCUACUGCGCUUUGAUGGGGAUCGCUGGCUUGAAGCCGACCGACGAGGAAGCGGAGCAGUUACUCCAGCUCAUGACAAGCCGCCCCCCCGCCACGCCAGCUGGCGUUCGCUUUGUCUCGCUUUCGUUCUGCAUGCUGCUGGCCUUCUCCACGCUUGUCAGCACGCCGGAACAGGAGCAGCUGAUGGUGAUGUGGCUGAGUUGGAUGAUCAAAGAAGAAGCUUAUUUCGAAAGCACUUCUGGGGUCUCCGCUUCCUUCGGAGAGAUGCUCUUGUUGGUUGCUAUGUAUUUCCAUAGCAACCAGCUCAGCGCCAUCAUUGACUUGGUCUGUUCGACUCUGGGGAUGAAGAUUGUCAUUAAGCCUAGUUCUCUAAGCCGCAUGAAGACCAUCUUCACACAGGAGAUUUUCACCGAACAGGUGGUCACGGCUCACGCGGUCCGCGUGGCGGUCACGGGCCACCUGAGCGCCAACAUCAACGGCUUCCUGCCCAUUCACUGCAUCUACCAGCUUCUCCGGAGCCGAUCGUUCACCAAGCACAAAGUCUCCAUCAAGGACUGGAUUUACAGGCAGCUGUGUCAAACCACCACACCGCUCCACCCUCAGCUACUUCCGCUCAUUGACGUCUACAUCAACUCCAUCCUUACGCCGGCAUCAAAAUCCAACCCAGAAGCCACAAAUCAACCAAUCACCGAGCAGGAAAUCUUGAAUGUUUUUGAAGGGCUAACUGGGGUAUACGGCGGAGAGACCGCCCGUCCGAAUCAGCGUUAUGGAAUCACAGCCCAGCUUCUGGUCCUGUAUUACAUCCUGUCCUAUGAAGAGGCGAUCCUGGCCAGCUCAAAAACUCUGGCUGCCAUGCAGCGGAAGCCCAAGUCGUACUCCCCUGCCUUGAUGGACCAGAUCCCGAUCAAGUAUCUCAUCCGGCAGGCUCAAGGGCUGCAGCAGGAACUGGGCGGCUUGCAUUCUGCGCUGCUGCGCCUCCUGGCCACGAACUAUCCUCACCUCUGCAUCGUCGAUGACUGGAUCUGCGAGGAACACAUCACGGGCACAGACGCACUCUUGCGCAGGAUGCUCCUGACCAAUGCUGCCAAGAAGCACUCCCCCAAGCAGCUCCAGGAAGCAUUUUCGGCACUACAAGGAAACCACACACCGCUCCUGCAGAUUCUGGAGCACUUGACCCUCCUCUCGGCCGGAGAACUGAUCCCCUACGCUGAGGCGUUGACCUCCAACAUGAACCGGCUGCUCUACCCUGGGAUCCCUCGCCGGAUUCUCCAGACCGUCAGCCGGCUUUGGAUGGCUCUGAACACGGUCAUGCCUCGCAGGUUGUGGGUGAUGACGGUGAACGCCUUGCAGCCAUCGGUCAAGAUGAUCAAGCAACAAAAGUACACUCAGAAGGACCUGAUGAUUGAUCCUCUGAUUGUGUUAAGAUGUGAUCAGAGAGUCCACAGGUGUCCCCCUCUGAUGGACAUCACCCUACACAUGCUAAACGGAUAUCUGCUUGCGUCGAAAGCCUACCUCAGCGCCCAUCUCAAGGAAAUGGCGGAUCAAGACAUCCGGCCGUGCCAGAACAACGCGAUGGGCCCAGAAGCCGCGGAUGUCACGCGGGAGGAGCUGAAGAAUGCCCUGCUGGCUGCCCAGGAUAGUGCUGCUGUCCAGAUCCUGCUGGAGAUCUGCUUGCCGAUGGAAGAAGAGAAACCUCCGGGCAGCGCCUCUGGCAGGCCGCUGAAGAGCAUCCCCAGCUCCAGUCCUCGGAAAAGACAACUGAAACAGGAGGAAGAGGAGGAGCAGGAGCAGGGAGACGGAGAGAAGGAAGAGGACAGCCUUCUCUGCAACUUGCGCGAGGUGCAGUGCCUCAUCUGCUGCCUCUUGCACCAGAUGUUCAUCGCGGAUCCCAACAUCGCCAAGCUGGUUCACUUCCAGGGCUAUCCAUGCGAACUCCUUUCCCUGACCGUGGCUGGCAUCCCAUCAAUGCACAUCUGCCUGGACUUCAUACCUGAGCUGAUUGCCCAACCUGAACUGGAGAAACAGAUUUUUGCUAUCCAGCUGCUUUCUUAUUUGUGUAUUCAGUACGCUCUACCGAAAAGCCUCAGUGUGGCCCGUUUGGCUAUCAAUGUCAUGGGGACGCUGCUAACAGUUUUAACCGAGGCGAAGCGCUAUGCCUUUUUCAUGCCCACCCUGCCCUGCUUGGUCUCGUUCUGCCAAGCCUUUCCUCCACUCUACGAGGAUAUCAUGUCUUUGCUCAUCCAGAUUGGGCAGGUUUGUGCCUCCGACGUCGCCACGGAGACAAGAGACUUCGACCCUAUAAUUACACGUCUCCAGCAGCUGAAGGAGAAGCCGUCCGAGCGGACCAGACUUCCUAAACAACCGGCUUAUAAAACUGGUGCCGGAGAUGCCAGUAGCACGGACCCCAACGUCCAGCUGUGCCACUGUAUUGAAAAUACAUUCAUCGAAAUAAUUAACAUGAGCGUGGGUGGUGUUUAAGAAACGGAAGAGCUGUUGCUGAGUACUGCGAUGUUUGCUGACUUCCGAUUGGCGAACACCAAAGUGAAGAUUUGCCCGGGCGUAUUCAAGCAAAGCAUUGGCUUUUUUAAAAAAAUCCCCAUUAGUGUGGAUUUCAUGCAAAGUUGUGGCUGAAAGAUACAACUGCUGCUUUCAGUGAAAGCGCCUAUAAUUCUUGCAGGGGGUUGUGGAGGUCUUAGGCGGGCGGUGGCCCGCUUUGCCCAACCCUGUGUCGCUCCUUCCUGGAAGCAUCCAUAUUUGCUUAGUUUUUGAAGUGUGGGACUUGCAAACAGUGAUCCAGUAUGUAUUAUGUUACAACCACUGGAGAAGCCGUUGGCUUGAUUCCCCCCCCCCCCCCCCGCCCAAUUAAAAAGUGUCUUGGAUUCUUUCCCAGCCCUGGUCAGUCUGGGGUCAAAAAUUUGUGAAGAUGAACCACAGGCAGAAUUUUUGGGUGAAAACUUUAAUUCAAAUGAAAUGCUCUGCAGAUGGCUAUUGGCCCAUGGAAUGAACUCACUCCUUCAAGAAGAAUUUGGGAGGAGGCUGGCAAAGCCCCAAACAAAUGACGUGAUAGGUUGGUUGUGUUUUUUUUUCAAUUGUCUGAGUAAAAACCUGUACAAUGUGGUAGGCCUCACAGGGCCAAUUUGAGGGAAAUUGCUUUUUUUUUAUUUCUUCUUGCUUGCUUGGAAAACAUCACAGGGGAGAGAACUGUAGGAAAAUCUAGGUCAAUGGAACUGACAUGUUUAUGGCUCUUUGCCUUGCUUGAAACUGGCUCUGAAGUGGUUGGCUGGAGCUAAGAGGUUCCUUUUUGCCAGUAGAAGGGUCACAGGUACGUAAGUUGGCCAACCGGUUACGUUCCAUAGCCAGUACUCAGUAUUCUGGCCUUUUUAGCCGUCUGCUCCUCCUAUACAACUAACAUUUUCGUGUCAGAUUUCUGCUUCAGUUGGAGUACCAAACGUGGCAAAUGGAGAACGUAUUUCCCCCCGCCCCUGUGAAAUUAUUUAGAUUUUUAAAAAAUGCCUUGUAGGGUUUGGGAUAAAUGAUUGUUUCGGAUGCUAGAUGCCGAGGGGUGGGGGGAAAUCCAGGGCACAGUUUUUUAAUCGGGUGCCAUUUUUAUUAUUGUCAUGCUGUUGUGUCCCAAAAUCAUUUUAUUUAAAAUAGGAUUGACAACAACGAGCGGAGAGCGAAGAUUUGACAUCCUCCUCUCCAUCUAGCAUCAGUUAUUUAGGAGAGAGGCAUAAAAAUCAACCUAAUACUCCUGCCAGAAAAACUAGGCCUGAGGUACCAGUGACAAAUAGUCACUGUUUUGUUUCCAGCUAAGAAUUUAAAAUAACUUUAAUCAAGUCGCAUUGACUGAAAGCCGGUCAUUUUGUAAGCAUCUCUCUCUCUCACACACACACAAGAUUUUUUAGUCAUAGUAAGUGAUUUAGGGGAAAGGAAUUACACUCCAGUGGGCUGCUUCAUAGUCGAAUUAUGAAGCCAUUCAUAUAUUUGGAUUAUUUUUUGCUUAGUAGUUAGAAUGUUUUGCAGGAGAAUGCAUCUCCCAGAUCAUUUGCAAGCACUCUUCUUGACUUCUUUUGCUCAAAGCACAAUCUUCAAAUACGUCUGCAGGUUUUCAAUAUUGUCAUGUGUGUGCUUUAAUGAUUGCAGAAUUGCAUUUAAACAUUCCUUCAGCAGAAUCACACCAGUACAUUAAUCUUGGGAGUUUAGAUAUUCCAUACUGUGGUUUUCGACUUCUUUAUAGCUGUAAUUUUAAUUCUACAUUCAAUCCGCUAGGUUGAUCCUGACAAUGCUUUUCACAAACAUUAUUUUGGCCUUCAGAUGUUUUAUCAUAUUCUGCUCUGAGAUUGCCUCUUCAGAUACAUGCCAGCAUUACCUUCUUACCAUAUGCACCGUCAAAACCUACUCUGUAUUGUGUUUUUAUAUUUUAGCAGACUGCAGUGGGUUGGUUUUGUACAGACACUGAUGUAAAAAGUGUAUAUAUGUUUGCAUGUCGUCAGGUUGUUUUUCGGCUGUAAUACUUUUAUAUAUUGUUGGUAGCAUUUUAUUUCAAUGAGACCCAUUGGAAGUAAUGUGUUUCUUAUAAACAUUUAUACCAUUUCAA
This is a messenger RNA of Elgaria multicarinata webbii, 5975 nucleotides long. It is a transcript of the gene INTS2, whose product is annotated as integrator complex subunit 2. NCBI's taxonomy places the organism in Eukaryota, Metazoa, Chordata, Lepidosauria, Squamata, Anguidae. Gene Ontology annotation, biological process: snRNA 3'-end processing. Gene Ontology annotation, cellular component: integrator complex. The transcript is spliced from 25 exons. The record is from RefSeq and is a predicted model, not a curated record. The coding region runs from base 239 to 3856 and encodes 1205 amino acids.